Molecule: messenger RNA, 2417 nt
Organism: Schistosoma mattheei
Lineage: Eukaryota; Metazoa; Platyhelminthes; Trematoda; Strigeidida; Schistosomatidae
Source: the annotation of a GenBank genome assembly
GGCUUAAUAAGCGUGUUCAGUCAAGGCAACCUCUCCUUUACGCUGUUCGACAAGAGCAACGUGACGGUGGUAGUAACACGGAUCCAUAUGUGGCGUUCCGAAGACGGAGUGAAAAGAUGCAAACCCGUAAAAACCGAAAAAGUGAUGAGCAGUCGUACGAAAGGAUGUUGAUCUUGAGAGAACAAAUGGAUUCUCUAGGGGAGAUACUCGGUCGACUUGUCAAACGUGAAGCUACAAAGGAAGCAAUUGUUAACUGUGAUUACAGAUGCUUUCAGCUUAGAUGUAAGCUAUGCGACUGGGAAGGCUCAAGUCUCGUAGAAGCCGAAGCUUUAGUGCGGAACCAUCACGAGGAUGAAGGUGUAGUAACUAUGAAGUCUUUGAAAGACAACAAAAGACGUCCUAAUCGCAAGCGCAAACUGGUCAAGAGGUUCAGCAAUCUUCCAAACCCCACAAGUUCCGACGAGGCUUCUGACAAUGAUGAUGAUGAGGAUCAAAGUGGACCAUUCUCUUUUGUUAGAACUCCUGGUUGCCGAUAUUUGAAGCCAAGGUCAUUGCUAGAAGAGUGUUCCACACUUUCCAGUCUCCAUCCUUCCCGCUCACCUUAUUCCUGCUAUACAUUAGCAACAAUUCCACGACUGUGUCAUACAAAGCAUCUUACCUACACCGGCUAUAUAAGGCGUCGCCUUGGUCGUGGCGGUCGAAUAAUAUGUGAUCGCGUUGCAGCCCCCUCGCAACUUUCUGCUUAUCUCCAGUCCUAUGAUGCGAAUUUGAGAUCUAGUGGUUCAGCUAGUCCAAGUCUUAUACCGUCAAACUUUUGCUGGCGACAGUCACAAACAAAAGAUGUUGCUUUGUUUAAUAGACUAAAGACUUCUAUUUUCAGUUCGCAUCGUAAGCAUCCUUCAUUCUCCUGGCCUGUUUCUGAAACUAUCUUCCCACCAAUACCCUUCGAACCUAUACUUAUUGAAUCUAAAGGUUCCAUGGAUCAUCGUUCCUCUCCCAUUUUCUACUCGAAGACGGAUUGUCCAACAACUUCGAGGAAGCAUCCAGAUGAUGUGACCAUAGAUGAAGUUGCUGUGGACGCGGGACGUGAGUUAAAUGAUGUUCCGAAUGACGGUUUGUUGGUUCAGGAAAAACAUUCUCCCUUGCACCCUCAGAACGAUCUAACGCCAAAGAAAUCAGUUAAUGUAUCGUCCGCGGUUAUGAUUCCCAUCACGAAUCCAAAUAUGUGUCAAGCUUCCCAGGCCAUAUUGGUGCCGAAGCCUAGCAAUAGUUUGGUAUCAACUCAUCGCCUGUGGCGAAAGCUGGCAAGGCCAUACGGUGUUACACUUCAGCCUUCUGAGUUUCCCAGGUCCCACAGUGUUGAUGUUUCUUUCAGUAAUUCUAAUGGUAACGGCCUUUCUUCGACGGACAAUAAAAUGUUGCUGACGGAUCCUUCAGUCUUGCCACCACCUAAAGUACUCUGUUUAACUCGUGACUGUGGGUCUAGGGAUUCAAAAGUUCCUGGUCCUCAGCUGCAUGUUACGAAUGGAGUGAGCCCAACACAGAUUUUUCAGCUUCCAACUUAAUCUUCCGAACUUUGCAAUAUGGAAGUUGUCUUUUUUAUAGUUCAUUGUUAGCAUUUAACUAAACUCUUCUCAAGUAUUACCUCAUUAUACCUUUUGUGAACAGUUUAUUUGCAAUCCCAGUGGUAUGAUCUUGUAGCUUUUGUAAAGCUUAUUAUUAUUGCGCUUUUGCGCUUCAGUUGUACAUAGGGGCCUUUACGGCCACCCCCUUUCAUUUUCCCUGUACACUUUCCCCUUCGCUCCAACGAGCUUGUACAUUUUAUUGGCGCAUAGCGUCGUAUGUCAAUUGAAUCAAUGCAUAAUCUGAAUGAAUUGUUUUCUUUUUUAUGUAGUUGUGAUAAAUUUUUUUGUACCUUGGUACUUUGUUGUUUUAUCGAAAUAAGGGUUAAUGUAUAUUUCUAAAGAUGAAUACCAAUUUUACUGGUUAACAAGUUAAAUGUACCCCCCUGAAUAUGGUUAACCAGCCAAAGUGUAAGAGGUCGGAUCCAAUAUAGGCUAUGUAGUUUUUCACGUCCAAUUGUUUGUUAGCUUGUUGGACUCGUAAGUCAAAAAUGGAGAAUGAAUCUCUCACUAACCUGUGGGUGUUCUUGUAAAUUUACUGAGUGCGAGUUGUCAGCUUUUGUACGUGUUAAGUCCUUGUUUUCUGAGGUUACGUGCUUCAAGCGACCAUCAUGUUUGGUCACAUGGACGCAAGCACCUAGAGCUUCUUCGAAGUCGUCGACACGUAUUAAUGAUAAGCAAACUUACGAUAUGCCAUGAAGUGGUGCUUACUAAGACUGGUGUUCUGUAGUCACCUUGUCUUUGUGGUUUUGCGUUGUGUCUGUACAGUUAUUUGUCGAUAAGCAAGGAUAUGUU